Molecule: messenger RNA, 753 nt
Organism: Aureobasidium namibiae CBS 147.97
Lineage: Eukaryota; Fungi; Ascomycota; Dothideomycetes; Dothideales; Saccotheciaceae
Exons: 3
Coding region: 1-753 (250 amino acids)
Source: RefSeq, a predicted model, not a curated record
AUGGGUGAGGCUAGAUGGUUACCGCUACUCGUGACUGCAGAUGUGUCGCUGGAUGUCAUCAACUCUGUCCUCCGCAGCGCCGCUGCUGAGAAGGAAGAAGAUACGGAUUUUGAGAAUCGAUGGGUGGUUGUGCAGUAUCCUGACCAGGAAAUGAUGACCAAACCCAGCAUUUGUCCAAUUGUAAAGACUUUCCAAAGUGGAUUCUUGGGUGCUUCUGUACAGGUGCUACAAGAUUUUGUCACGAGUAGAUGUGGAGAAAAUGGAUUGGGACAUGAUAGUAGUAUCUGCAUGGAUUGGCUUGCCGAUGACGCUUUUGGAGUCAUUGAUGCAAGAACAGCAGAGGAUAACACGAUUCUGUUUGUUGUCCAAGAAACAGUGGAUGCAGUGCAAGAGGCAGAGGUGAGGGUGGCUUGGAACAAAGGUUCGAAGAGUGAUGAGUUGCUCUUGGCAUACAUCAACAAUGCUGCAGGAGUACACGAUCAGGAUACCUUGUUCCUGUUCGAAAAUGUGGUAAACGAUAGAGACGUAUCGUCGGGAACCCGAGAAGUCGAAGGUGGUCUUGACGAAGUACGGCAAGCAAUCGAUGAGUGGAUAAACACAGAGCAACGAGGAGGAAGACCAAGAUGGUUUGAAAUCAGAAUGGUUGUGGAGAAUGCGAUGAAGAACAGCUGCGGCAUCUGGAAUAUCGGGCCUGCUGCUGUGCUUACUGAGAUGAAAGAGCAGUUUGAUGAGGAGGGAGUGAUGAGGUAUUGA